AUGGCACAAUUAACCUCUAAUACCUUCCGCCAUGGUGUCAUGAUAACCAAAACAAAUGCUGCGGCCACCAAUGGAAUGAUGGGAGCCUUUAACUGCUCUCAACCACCGAAAUUUGAAAACUUUGACAUUAGCAAAUGCUGCCGUUUGCCGAACAUAAAUCUGGGACCUGUUGUGGAAAAAUGUCACAAGCAUGUUAAGUCACUGAAAUCGCAUAAUGCCAACUAUCCUGCCUAUGCUCAUGUGUGCUAUCCUGAAUGUAUUUAUCGUGAAACGGGUGCCUUUAUUAAUGGCGAUAUUCAGAUGGACACGGUCCAAAACUUUUUACAAAACAACAUCGAACAACGUGAUAAGAUUAUUGUGCCGACCAUUGUCACAUCCUUCCAGACAUGCAUGGCCAACAUCAAAAACACGAUGCAGGCCAAAGGCAUCAAAAGUUAUCCGAAAAUCGAUGGCUUAGGCUGUUCUCCAUAUGCCAGCAUGGUUUAUGGUUGUGUAAAUGCCGAAACAUUCCUGCACUGCCCGCCGGAGAUGUGGCAGGAUGAUAGUUCAUGUAAUGUGGCGAAAAACUUUGCUCUACAAUGUAACCCUUUGCCGCACGUCCCACUGCCAAUGAUUUAA
Messenger RNA from Musca vetustissima, 618 nucleotides. RefSeq lists its product as uncharacterized. The coding region runs from base 1 to 618 and encodes 205 amino acids. The record is from RefSeq and is a predicted model, not a curated record. NCBI's taxonomy places the organism in Eukaryota, Metazoa, Arthropoda, Insecta, Diptera, Muscidae. The transcript has 5 exons.